This is a messenger RNA of Ornithorhynchus anatinus (platypus), 1274 nucleotides long. RefSeq names its product WD repeat domain 53 (gene WDR53). Gene Ontology annotation, molecular function: protein binding. NCBI's taxonomy places the organism in Eukaryota, Metazoa, Chordata, Mammalia, Monotremata, Ornithorhynchidae. The coding region runs from base 49 to 1242 and encodes 397 amino acids. The record is from RefSeq and is a predicted model, not a curated record. The transcript has 4 exons.
UCGGCGGGCGCCGCGAGGGAGCCGCGCCCGCUCAGAGUCCCCGGAGUCAUGGCGGCCCGGUGGGACGGCGUCCACUCGUCUCCGGUCCUGUGCCUCGACGCCGGGCCGGAGGGGCUGGUGGCCUCGGGGGCCGAGGGCGGGCACCUGGCGGUGUGGGGCGGCGAGGGGGUCCCGCUGGGGCAGGUCCGCUUCCGGGACGCCGGGGACGUGUCCUGCGUCGUCUUCUCGCCCUCCCGCCCCGCCACGCUCUUCGCCUCUCACGGCCGGGCCGUCAGCGAGCUGGACGCCCGGGCCCUGGGGGACCCCGUCCGCCACUUCCGGGCCAACGCGGAGGAGAUCAACUGCCUCUCGCUCAACGGGACGGAGGGCCUCCUGGCCUCGGCCGACGACUCCGGGGCCGUGGAGGUCGUGGACCUGGGCGACCCCCGGGCGUCCCGCCGCUCCCUGAGGGGCCACGCCAACAUCUGCUCCGCCGUGGCCUUCCGCCCGCGGAGGCCCCGGAGCCUGCUCUCCUGCGGGCUGGACGCGCAGGUCUGUCGUAGACUAGGUAGCCCGUGGAAGAAAGAUCACCUCGACAGACGGGUCUCACGGAGUCGAGAGCGAGGCCGCGGACGCGUCUGUCCCCGAAGGCCCCGCUGUCCGGCCGCCGUCGUUCCGGUGAUGCUGUGGAGCGUCCGGAAGAGCCGCCCCCUCUGGACCGCCAGUUUACAGGAGGGCAAGGAGGGGAGCGAAGAGCCGUCCGCCGGCCGGCUGUUCAACCCUCCCCUGGCCCACUCGCUGAGCGUGGCGUCGUGCGGCGACCUCUUCGGCUGCGGGGCGGAAGACGGCACCGUCCGGCUCUUCCGGGUGACGGGCGUCGAGGCCGAAGGGCGGCUGGCGUUCCGGGCCCACGGCCUGGGCGUGUCCCAGGUCCGCUUCCUGCCCGGGACGCACCUGCUGCUGUCGGGAGGGAACGACGGGAAGGUGCGUCUGUGGGACGUCGGCCGAGCCGCGGUCGGAGCCGAGGGCCCCGGGGAGCCCGCGCGCCGGAGGGGAUCCGGGGCGGCGGCCCGUCCCCAGCGACACGGCGGGGGCGGCCGGCCCGGGACGGGGGGCGCCGCGGAGGGCCCCGUCCCCCGGCUGACCGUCGACCACGGGGAGAAGGUCAACUGGAUCGCGUACGCGGAGAUCGGGGGGAGCGGGAGGGUCCUGGUUGCCGAUCAGAGCCCGGUCAUAUCUGUGUAUCCUCUCCGUGAACUCUAGACCCAAUAAAGGAAGACGAGCCACCGGCGGAA